AUGUUUGGUGUCAUGGAUGCUGAAUUCAAUGGAACAUUUAUAACUCUUGGUGGCUUAGUAGACGUGGACAAAUACAGAUAUCUUUACUUUGUCAUCUUCUUGACAUUAUAUAUUCUCAUCCUCUUUACUAACUGCACCAUUAUGUGUCUAAUCUGGAUUCACAGGAACCUUCAUGAGCCUAUGUACAUUUUCAUUGCUGCUUUGUCACUCAACUCUCUUUUGUUUAGCACUGCUAUCUACCCUAAACUUUGCAUUGAUGUUUUAUCUCAAGAACAGACUAUUUCUCAUUCUGCUUGUCUGUUCCAAUAUUUUCUGUAUUACUCAUUUGCCGCAUCAGACUUUUCACUGUUGUCAGCCAUGGCUUAUGACAGGUAUGUGUCUAUCUGCAAACCUCUGCAUUAUCCAACUAUCAUGGGAAAAAGAACUGUUAUUGUCCUCUUGACUUUGGCCUGGUUUCUACCUUCAUGUGAGGUUGUAGUGGCAACUGUGAUUGGUUCUCAACAAAAACUCUGUGACUUCACAACGAAAGGCAUUUUUUGUAACAAUACAUUUUUUAAGCUUCACUGUGUAAAAUCAGCAUUUCUUACAGUUUAUGGUUUGUUUGUAACGAUGAAUGUUGCUGUUGUUCCUGUGAUGUUCAUCCUUUUUACGUACAUAAAGAUAUUUAUAACAACUUAUCACAGGUGUGCAGAAAUCAGGCAAAAAGCUGCAGAGACAUGUUUACCUCACUUGAUGGUUUUAUUCAGCUUUGUUUGUUUAGUUUUAUUUGAUGUCAUCAUAGCUCGAUUGGAGUCAGAUCUUUCAAAAAUUGUACGUUUAAUAAUGACUUUACAAAUAGUUGUGUAUAAUCCUCUGUUCAAUCCGAUCAUAUAUGGAGUGAAAAUGAAAGCUAUUUGGAAACAAAUCAAGAGAUUGUUUUGUCGACUGGUGAACAAAAGAAUAUGAUCACACUUGAUAGCAUUGAAGUCUUUAUUUCUCCAUGCUGCCUUAUUUGUGGUGUUUAUAAGAUGUAUGGAAAAGGACAAUUAGAUCCAUGCUGUCUGAUGUCAUUUUAUAUUUUAAAUAUUAUUUUAUAAUCAAUAUUAAGUUGUUGCCAAGUCAAUAUCCUGCAUUUAUUAAUACUUCACUUGUCACUUUCAACCUCUGUACUAAGGUAUUUCUAAUGUAUCUAUAAUCUAGGCUGAAAACACAUCAAUUUGAUUAUGACAACUGAAAUUAUGUAAUUUACACUCACAUUUUAAUUCAAAUUUUGAUCAUUUUUAUGGUGAUUCUAGUUAAUAUUUAUUUUUGCCCUCAUGUAAUUUUCUGUAAAGCAUUCUGAAUUGCCUUUUGUACAUAUUUCACUUUAUAAAUAAACAUGCCCCUGCCUUGCCUAUAAUCUCUUUAUUUUAAUUUAUUUUUUUUUAUCUAUGUGCAUAUACUUUUGUGAUCAUUUAUAAUGUUUAAACCUUUAU
Messenger RNA from Entelurus aequoreus (snake pipefish), 1454 nucleotides. Its product is annotated as olfactory receptor 11A1-like. NCBI's taxonomy places the organism in Eukaryota, Metazoa, Chordata, Actinopteri, Syngnathiformes, Syngnathidae. The coding region runs from base 1 to 945 and encodes 314 amino acids. Gene Ontology annotation, biological process: G protein-coupled receptor signaling pathway. Gene Ontology annotation, molecular function: G protein-coupled receptor activity; olfactory receptor activity. The transcript has a single exon. The record is from RefSeq and is a predicted model, not a curated record. Gene Ontology annotation, cellular component: membrane.